Messenger RNA from Pleuronectes platessa (European plaice), 3442 nucleotides. RefSeq names its product chloride intracellular channel 1 (gene clic1). The transcript is spliced from 7 exons. Lineage: Eukaryota; Metazoa; Chordata; Actinopteri; Pleuronectiformes; Pleuronectidae. The record is from RefSeq and is a predicted model, not a curated record. Bases 181 to 909 code for a protein of 242 amino acids.
UUUGUUCUGGCUCAACGUGUCUUCAUGAUGAGGUCGUGGCGUCGCUCGUGCACCAGGAAAUGGAGGCAGAGCAGCGGUGGAUGAGUUGGUAGCUGCGGUUCAGAAACUGGGAGGAGAAACAAGCGAGACGACAGGCGACGACUUCCAGCUCUGAGAGGCUUCGAGCAUCCGCAGGAGAAGAUGAGCGACGCGACGCAGCCCAAAGUGGAGCUGUUUGUGAAGGCAGGGAGCGACGGCCAGAGCAUCGGAAACUGUCCGUUCUCCCAGCGUCUGUUCAUGGUGCUGUGGCUGAAAGGAGUCACCUUUGAUGUUACCACCGUGGAUAUGAAGAGGAAGCCUGACAUCUUGAAGGACCUGGCUCCCGGCGCUCAGCCGCCCUUCCUGUUGUACGGUGGCGAGGUGAAAACUGACACCAACAAGAUUGAGGAGUUCCUGGAGGACAGUCUCUGCCCUCCAAAAUAUCCACGUCUGGCCGCUCGUAACCCAGAGUCCAACACAGCCGGCAUGGACGUCUUCUCCAAAUUCUCUGCUUACGUCAAGAACUCAAACCCGCAGGCCAACGAAAAUCUAGAGAAAGGCCUGCUGAAGGCCCUCAAGAAGCUCGACGACUUCCUCGGCUCCCCACUUCCUGAUGAAAUCGACGAGAAUAGCGCCGAUGAGGUCACUUCCUCAUCCCGCCCCUUCCUGGACGGCCAAGGGCUUACUCUGUCUGACUGCAACUUGCUGCCUAAGCUCCACAUCGUGAAGGUGGUGUGUUUGAAAUACAGGAAAUUCAGCAUCCCUCAGUAUCUGACGAACCUGUGGAGGUACCUGAAUGCUGCGUAUGCCCGGGAGGAGUUUGCCUCCACCUGCCCGAUCGACGACGAGAUCCACAUCGCUUACUCCUGUGUAGCCAAAGCUCUCAAGUAGGAGGACAGCAGGAUGCACAAGUCGCACAUACACCAGCAGAACAACACACAAAAAGCACAAAAACAACACCCAUUCAAUCUGCAAGCAACGUGAUGGCUCUGAUGCUCUGUUCCUGCAGCUUUUAUGUCCGUUCCCUUGUUUCAUGCAGCUUUAAAAGUCCAUAUUCUGCCCAUCACGGUUUCAUAGCCAACCAAAAACAUUCAAAACUAUUUGGAGGAUGCUCCCUUCCGCUAUCGAGCCACAAAGUUGUUACCAUCUACGCAGACAAUUCGACCUCAUAGUUUCAGCUGCAGUCGUGCACUCAUCCACAAGUGUCAUGGGAUGUAGUUGUCUCUCGUAUCUGUAAAGUUUUCUUUCACUCACAAGUCUGUGUACUUGAAACAAAUGGGUUCUUUCCGGACUCAUACAACAUCCGUCCAGUAGCUUUUGUGAAACCCUGCUAAUUUACAGACAGAAAAACAAAGCAAAAACAUAACCUGCUUGGCCAAGGUAAAAAGUUCAUUCCAUGUUAAAGUUAUGUCACCGCCAAACUUGUUGACUGCCCUCAAAUUAUCUGAGUUUUCCUGCACAACCUCAUCACGUUGCCUGAAGACACACACACACACUCACUUAAACUACAGCCUUGCUUGUGUACAUUUCCCCCAUCAGUAGAUUUAUACUGUAACGUUGGAAAUGUUUCUUCAUCCCUACUCGACAAUCGGCUCGGUUUACACCUAAUAUUUUGUAUUAAGGGAGAAUCAAACAGACACAACGCUGCCUAUGAGAUCAGACUUUCACUAGAACCUCGCAAGCCUCCUACAAGCUGAUUCAGCUCUUAUUUUCUAUCUUGGUAUUAAGGACCAGGAACAAGGCCUUGUAUUUUUUUUGUAAAACCAACUUUCUUUCAAACAGUGUUUUAUUCUUUCACUCGGAGAGGAACCACAUUAGGGGGGCAGAGCUGAAAAUGGUUGUAGACAGGAAACGGUUUCAAUAGACUCGGGCUUCCUCUUUCUCUGCUCCCACAGCAGGCGCGGAGGAUUAUUCAAGAUUAACUAGCUUGGUUGUGAUCCGCUGUAAGAGCCUCCUCUGCUCUACCUGUCAUGUAUGAAGUAUGUUAAUGUAGUUGAAGAAUCCCUAUGAAUGAAGGAGAUCGGGUCGUCAGUGGAGGAAGAGGUGAAGGUCGUUUGUUGACUGCAGAAGUUUUCAGUGCAAACACUCGAGCGGCCGCCUGCAGCAGCUCGAGCUCUGUCAUGUUCCUCAUGACGUUGGGGGGGGGGAGGGGGUGAAGCAGAACUAAAAUGUAGAAAUGCACAAAAUGAAAAUAGGAUCUGCAGUUUUAUGUUGGAGUUUGUAAUUAAUUCAAAGAAAAGGCUCAUGUUGUUUAUAUUAUCAGCGAAAAGACCAAUACGGUGUGCUUGUCUCUCUCUGUACUUUCUGUUCCGAGCCGCAGUGAUAAGUCAAUUUACAGAUUAUUUGAUUAAUAAGAAUUGAAUCUGUAACUAGUUUGAUAAUCAAAUAAUUGUCGUAAAAUUAGUGCCAUCCCUCAAAACUGAUCUAUUGACUUCCUGGCGAUUCCUGACAUUUAAGCUGACCGUGGUUAACACUGCACCACCGGAAAUCACUUUUUCUUCGUCGUCGCUCCUUAAAAAUAUUUGCCAAAACUGCUGGUUUCAGGCAGCAAAAGAAAAGAAAAACUCUCUGUACCAGCAGCUUGUCUAGAGGAUUUUAUAAACCGCAGGGCACCGUGCACGUUAACAUUUACUGAGGCUGUUUGCGAUUAAAACUUAAUUUUAACAGUAGGCCGCGGUUUAGACAUCUUUUUGGUCGGCGUCUUCAUAUGUCGGGUCUCUCAGAUCAGAGACGAAAUGGAACCUAAGUGCAAUUUAAACUGAAAAGACAAUCCUGUGCACAGACUUUGAGUUUAAACAUGUGGUGUCAUCACAGUUGGUUAUUUUUCCCCCCAGAUGUUUAAUGAAACAUGUUGAACCCCUCCGCUGUCUUUACUGCUUUGUGUAAUUCAAGUGUUGAUGAAACCGAAUGUUGUACUUGACUGAAUUGUUUUGGAUUUCAUCUACUUUCAAACACGUUUAAAGGGAUCGAGUCUGACUAAUUUAAUAGUUAAUGUAUUUCAAUAUCUCUUCUCUCCGAGACAAAGAGUUUUUCAUUCUCCCUGUUUGACUUCAUACAAUUUCAGGGACCAUUCAACCUGUUACAUUCAUUUAUUGUCAUUAGUUUUGUUUUUAACCCUUGAUUAUUACUAUUUUUUAUCUUUACCAUGCAUGGGACCUAUAUUGUGCUUUUCACUUUGUUUCCUGCCGCUUUGCAUUUUCCUUCAAGUAUUUUAGCCGUUGUCUUUUUUGCCCAGCUGUUUGCCAUGUAGUUUGAAGCAGUUGCACUUAAACGUCCGCAGAUUGAAACCGGUGCUGUGGACAUUAAAUAACAAUAAAAACAACCAAACUAAUAGCACAGCAGAAAUGUAUUUUAUACUUAAAAGCUCUUUAAAAAAAACACAUUUAUUAAUGUCCCAAUAAAAAUAUCCUCAUGAUGAAACAAA